AUGGCAGAGCUGACCCAGCUGAGCCAGCGUGCUGAGGCGUGCGGCAAGAAGAUCACGGACUUCAAGAAGGAGACCGCGGAGAGGAAGCUUAACGCACUCAUGGCCGAGGUGAUGGAGGCCUUGAAGACCGCUGAGGCCAAAGUCGAGGCCCACGGCGAGGUGGCCAAAGUCUUCUCCGACGAACUCAACCACGUCACAGAAGAGGCCAUCAAAGAGGCCAUGGAGAAGGUUGGUGCCGUGGAGAAGGAGGCCAUGGAAGCGGUAGCAGAGGCGCGGAAGCAGCUUGCAGGCAAGCAGCGUGACGUCAAGGGGCCAGCGGCCGCCGGCGCCAUGAGCAAACUCCAGGGUCGACUAAAGGCCGCGGCUGAUGAUCUUGCAAAGAACAAGAAGGCCUCGACCUUCGGCGACAAGCUGCUGAAGGGCAAGGAGGCCCUGGCGGAAGAGAUGGGAAACGUCGACAAGGCGGAGGCCGAGGUCGCCAAAGCCGAGAAGCUCGCCGAGCCGGUGGAGGCCGUGGAGAAGCCCACGGACGAGGAGUGCGCCGAGCUGGGCGAUGCCAUCGUCUUGGCACAAAACACCAUCAAAGCCACGACAGGGUCCAUCCAAGGGAACAUGUCCACGCCGGUGCCAUCCAUCAAGGCCGCCUUCUCCAAGGUUGCAGAGAGGAGCAAGAAGGUCCAGGAGAGGCUGGACAAAGUUCUCGCCGGUAAGAAGGGACUCCGCGAGCGCUCCCUGGGCGAGGCAUACGUGCGAGAAGGCAAGAAGAAGACAGAUGCUGUGGACAGCUUCGUGGAGAAGGUGAACGAUGCAGAGCUGCCGUUCUUGAAGGGCAUUGAGGUCCUACCCCUGACCGAGGCUACGUCCACCAUCGACGCAUCGCAGAAGGCAGCAACGGACCUACAAAGUGCCAUCUCGGAGGCGCGUAACUUCAUCGCCGCGAAGAAUGUGGAGAUGAAGAGCUUCUCUGACAAGGAGAAGACGAAGCCCUUGAUUGAGGAGCUCACCAAUCUCACCGGCCGUGUAAAUGCCGCGGCCACGAAGUUGGCCUCGUUCAGGAAGGACACGGACACGCGGAAGAAGAACGCUCUGCUGCAGGAGGCAGCCGAGAAGAUUGCCGCAGCGGAGAAGGAGGUGGAGUUGGUGACGGAGGCAGCUGCACCUCUUUCCGACGAGGCCGCAGAAGGGAUGACCGCGGAUGAAGCCGCCACGAUUUGUGAGAAGGCCGGCACCCAGGCCAAGACGGCCCAGGCAGCCGUCGAUGAGUCGAGGACGUUCUUGUCGGCUAGGUCACAGGAGAACAAGGGCAAUCUCGGCAACGCCGAGACGAUCAAAAGUCUACAGACCCGCCUCAACGCUGCCGGCACCGCGCUCUCGAAGGCCAAGAAGGUGGUCAACAACCAGGAGCACAAGUUCGUUGCCAAGAAGCUGCUCCAGGAGGUGAACGAGAUGGUCGAAAGCCUGGAGACAGAGGUGAAGGCUGCAGAGGAGGUUGCUUCGCCACUGCUCGAGAACGGCGGUGUCCAGUUCCUGGUGGCUGCCAGCCUCAAAACCUUGGCCGCCGCCCUCCGCAGCUACAUGAAGGAGAAGGGCCUCGAUGUGGCAGCACUCUUCGCGGAGGCCAGUGGAGGCAACCGCCCGAUGAGCAAGGAGGAAGUGCAAAGGAAAAACGAGCAACUCCGCGCUCAGCUGCGCAAGGCUCGUUGGCCCCAGUUGAAGCACUUCUCGUCGAAUGGGAGGCUGCCUUACCUAUCCGGCUUCUUCGACGGGGAUGGCUGCGUUCUAAUGCUGUUUCAUGAGUCAUUUGGGGGAAGCAUCAUGCUUCAACACCCCGGUUUGGGCCUGCGUAAGCCCACUCUUCGGUGGAGGGCAUGUGGUCAAUCGGCACGACGGGCAGCUCAGCUCUUGGCACCGCGCAGCAUCACCAAGCGGAAGCAACUCCUGCUCGCGGCCGAGUGGCCGGCUGCAAAAUCUCACAGAACGGAAUGCAGGGCCGAGCUGCGUGCGCUCAAGGAGUACGACUCGGCGGUCGCUGGCCCGUGCAGCUGGGAGUAUUUUGCUGGUUUCUUCGAUGCGGAAGGCAGUGUUGCCCAGCAGGAUGAAGCAGCCACUCUGGUGUUGCAGAUUGGGCAGAAGCAUCCACGAGUUCUGAAGUGCCUUCGCGAGUUUUUGGCCCGAAGGCUAGGCAAAGGUGGCACCGUGGCAAAGUCGGGAAUACUGCAACAACUCUUGGCUGCUGGACUGCUGCGCAAAUCGAAACAAGCGAACCUGGUUUUGGGCUUGACAUCGGAGACUGCGGCCCAAGUCAGCAAUGAGCUGGGGCACCUGAGUGGGAACCAAAAGUUCGGGCAUAGGCUGGACACUGCUGGCCACGACAGGGCGAGGAAGAUCAAGAAUGCACAAAGGCAAGCUGCUCGUCUUAUGCGACGAGGGCAGCUUGCUGAAGCCUUACCUAAGCUUGGGGAGGUUGAGGUGCUCAAGGAAGAGCACCAGCUGCUCAAAGCUUGUCGCGAGAACCAGCAGCUGCUUGAGUACAUGCACAGACUGCAGAGCUUGCACGACAAUUCGUUAGACAGGCGAGUUGCCCAGGGUAUGCGAACGGAUAUGGCAGUAGAGAUGGAUGCGCUCGUCUUCCUGCAGAUCAUGAAGCACUGCAGGCGGGCCGAAGAGCCCGGGGAGAUCCGCCCGUCGGUGUUUAUUUUCCUGACGCUUCCUGCGAUCUUCAUCUGCAUCACCGGGAUCUUUGCUUUGGGCCUGGGGCCGGCAGAGGGCUGGACGGUGCACGACGCCUUCGGUUUCAUGUGCGCCGGAGUGACGGGUGGAGCCAUCCAGAUCCAAGGGCACGCGCUCACGCCACAGUCGCACAUCAACAGGACUGUGGCCGCCCUCCUCGGCUGCUUCGGCGUGGUUCUCUUCGGCCUGGCAAUCGCGGUACUCAGCGCUCUGGUCCCCGACAGGCUGCUGGCCGCCACGGGACUGCUUCCGAAGGUUGUGACGCGCCGCUCGCCGCUGCGGCUGGGGGCGCUCGUCGUCGUCGUCGUUCUUCUUCAGCUCUGCGUCUCCCUCGUCUUCGGCGGUAUCCUCGCCCUACUCGAGGGAUGGGACUUCCUCCCGGCAUGGAGGGCGGCGAUCUCUGCACAGCUCGGGGGCGGCCUCCCUCUGACGAUUCCCAUCCCCUCGCAGACGCUGUCAGAGCUGGUGCUGGUGGUGGUUUCGUGCUGGGCGGUUGGCUUCGUCACCCUCAUCAUUUCUGCGGCCAGCUCACUUUGCACGAUGCUCUUCCAGAAGGUUUGCACAUUGGACUUGAGCGCAGACGGGAGGCCGAUCAUCGCUCUGGCCCUGUUUGCUUGCUUAGACCUUCUGGUGGUUCCUCUGGUACUCGUCGUGGCUAUGUGCUUGGUGAGCCUUGCGCUGUGUAUCACAGAAGGUGCCGACUUCGAGAGGAAUUUGUGGAUGGCGCUGCCAGCCGUGAGCGGCGGUGCUGCCGUGGUCCUGCCGUAUAGUGCUGAGUCCAUCGUCGAGCACCUCAUCGUGAUUUGUGCAAGCACUGUCGGCUUUCUCAUCCUCUGCGCAGGCAUGAACAUGCUCAGCGAACCCCUGGGCCCGUUGAUGAAGUACCUGGGCUUCGGCCCUCACACCGGUGCGACUGGCGGCACGCGUAGGGCGCUCCUACGUCUGACUGCCGCCGUGGUCUUCGUGACGCCGGCUUUCGUGAGCUUGAUGGCCCUCUGGGUCGGUGCAAUCCUUGCAGCUGUGGAGGGCUGGUCCAUGGCAGAGGGAUUUUGGUGGAGCGCAGCUGCUCAGCUCGGGGGCGGCAUGUCGCUGAGCAGCGCCAGCGUUCAGACCCGUUCGGGAAGGCUCCUAGGAACCAUGGCGGCCGCCUGGAGCAUCGGCCUGGCUGCGCUUUCCGUGGGCGUCGGGAGCUCCCCUGCUGUGGAACCGCUCAUUGAGAGGCUCAAGACGGUGGCCGGCUGCUGGCGACGCUGUCGCGGGCAACCCCGUGUGACCGCGACGUCAUCGGCAUGA
This is a messenger RNA of Symbiodinium sp. CCMP2456, 4023 nucleotides long. Lineage: Eukaryota; Dinophyceae; Suessiales; Symbiodiniaceae. The record is from the annotation of a GenBank genome assembly.